Molecule: messenger RNA, 529 nt
Organism: Schizophyllum commune H4-8
Lineage: Eukaryota; Fungi; Basidiomycota; Agaricomycetes; Agaricales; Schizophyllaceae
Exons: 2
Coding region: 188-409 (73 amino acids)
Source: RefSeq, a predicted model, not a curated record
AAGGGGGAAAUCAUAUUAUUGCAUACUGUAUCUACAAGGACUACUACAAUGUACCACGACAGAAGACACGGCAUGAACAGACGUGUGCCUACGAUAAGGGACGAGGGCAGGGAGCUGGCCGCGAAAGGGCUGUCAUCGAGUCGAUCGUUGCGUUAGGCAGGGGGAGACCUGUUGGCAGGGAAAGGGCAUGGCGCUGGGCAGAGCCUGUAAGAAUGCGGCGCAUGACGAAAGUACAUCGACGGCUACCUGGUUCCGCGGUGUACAGAACGCGGCUACGACGACUGACGCACCUGGUAUCGCGAUACAUAACGCCAGUGCGCUGAAGGGUGUCGAUGUCGCGACAGCAGACCAGUACCGCGUCGCAGCAAUCCGAAUGGCGAACCUCGCGCGCGUCGUACGCGCGUUAUAGAGCGGUUUGCGGCUUGCGGCUUGGGUCUAUGCUUGAUGGCGGCCAGUGUCAGUAAGAGGGAGGAGUACGGUGCACAAUAUUGUGUGCGAUGCGAGACCUGCUGGAGGUCGUGGCCGUCGG